Messenger RNA from Oncorhynchus nerka (sockeye salmon), 1607 nucleotides. Its product is annotated as tumor suppressor candidate 2-like. The transcript has 7 exons. The record is from RefSeq and is a predicted model, not a curated record. Gene Ontology annotation, cellular component: mitochondrion. Gene Ontology annotation, biological process: regulation of mitochondrial membrane potential; inflammatory response. The coding region runs from base 302 to 901 and encodes 199 amino acids. Lineage: Eukaryota; Metazoa; Chordata; Actinopteri; Salmoniformes; Salmonidae.
UGUUUAUGUCACUCAUGCGCAAGCUCAGCUGACCAACCGUGCGGUUCUUUCGAUCGUUUAGACCAUUCGUGACGUAGGGCGUGAUUGUUUUUUUGAGAUCUGUACUAGCUAGCCAGCCAUUUUAGCUAUUUAACAACAACAGUGUAUUUGAUCAACACUACCUUACUCCAAGGACGAAUAGAAGUCACAGCUAAAAUAAUGAACAUGUUACUAUCCAAACCAGGAGACAACUGACUGUCUGUACAGCUCAUAUACUCGUUGCCUAGGGGGUUUCACAGGGGAUAAUGUCCCAUCACUGAAGAUGGGAGGCAGUGGGUCCAAGGUGAAAGGUGCUUGGCCAUUUGCUGGUUCAGGAGCUGGAGGUGAUUCAGGCAGUGAGGGGCAAGAAGACCAGUCUUUGACCCGCCUCAAAGGGACCAGAAAAGCAACCCCAUUUAUUUUCACAAGGAGGAGCUCUCUUUACUAUGAUGAGGAUGGGGACCUGGCUCAUGAGUUCUAUGAAGAGACUUUGGUGACAAAAAAUGGCCGGAAGAGGUCCAAGCUGAAGAGGAUUCAGAAGAACCUCAUACCUCAGGGAAUUGUGAUGCUGAACCAUCCCCGGAUCCAUGUAGAUUUUCCUGUCAUCCUCUGUGAGUUUAGGCACCAGGGGGCAGUGCUCUUUUACAGGGCCAGGGGUCAGACUGAUGUAAUUCCUCCUUCAUUCCGUCCUUUGAUGUUCUGCAGAGCAACUUCCUCUGAGAUUGGUUACUCUCGAAUGGCAGGUGAGUCAGCAGAGCUUGGAGAACAAACAGCGGAACCGCAUCAACUGAGUGACCCCCCACAGGAUGAGGCCUCACCUCACUUCCAGGGUUUUUUGUCUAUCAUGUGCUCUCAGAUCCUCCACGUUACAUGCACCCUUUAGGCAUAUGUUUUGUUGGACUUUGCUUCUAACUAUUCAUUUAAAAGCUUUCAACCCCAGCCUGCUCUAAAUCUUUCCAUGAUCUUGGCAACAUGACAGCAUGUGGUACUUGGUUGGUUCAUUUGAGCCACUGCCAAUGGCCAUCUCAUCUGCCUCAAGCGGAACAUCUGCAUGCCAGAUGUCUGUGUCCAGACAGAGUUUAAAUGCUACUAGUCCUAGAGAUAUACCAUGCUUGCUUACAUUAGCUAUAGGUUAUUCUGUAAGACUUUAUAUUAUGGUGUAGCCUACUUAAAAUUAUUUAUUUAGGGGUUUAAACUGUCAAUUGUAAGUGUAUAGAUAGUUUAUGAAUAUGUAAUGAACAUGUUUAAAACAUUGGUUGCAAUUGUAUGCUUGUCAUUUAACUGUUUGGCCAAAAACUGUAUAUGAACUCAAAUGGUCCUGUGUGGCUCAAUUGGUAGAGUGUGGCUUUUGCAACGCCAGGGUUGUGGCUUCCAUUCCCAUGGGGGACCAGUACAAAAAAUGGAUGCACUCACUACUGUAAGUCACUCUGGAUAAGAGAGUCUGUUAUAAAUGACUCAAAUGUAUCAAACUGAGAACUCAAACUAUAGGCAUGGCAUUCUCAGUAUGUUGGGAGUGUCUACGCCAGGCUUCCUCAAUAGGCGGGCCGCAGGUGAUUUUUGUUGUUGGAUAUUAAAUACUGUGAAAUCGG